Molecule: messenger RNA, 1507 nt
Organism: Lytechinus variegatus (green sea urchin)
Lineage: Eukaryota; Metazoa; Echinodermata; Echinoidea; Temnopleuroida; Toxopneustidae
Product: suppressor APC domain-containing protein 2-like
Exons: 6
Coding region: 128-1507 (459 amino acids)
Source: RefSeq, a predicted model, not a curated record
UAUGUCCAUUUGUAUUUGCCAUGCACGACAGGCCGGACUCCAACGUCUUCUGCUGGAUAAACUAAUUUCUUCUGUAAUAUCAUCUUUACCAUGAUAUAGCAAUGUUGAGGAGUUAAAACAUUCAAAGAUGGAAGAAUUGCCAAAAGCUUUCGUUAGUUCCCUGAGAGUGCUCUUUGAGAUUUUAGACGAGGACUCCGACGGUUACGUGGAACUUGCGGAGAUUGAGAAGAGAUGGCAGGGGAAUUCCGUCACCGGACUCCCCGCCGGAGUUGUGGACUCGCUGAGAGGCAUCGCACCGAAGGACGGGCGGCUGUCAUUCGAGCGAUUCUGCUCAGGGCUCAAGAUCACCCUGGAGAAAAACCGGGCUAGCAGCAAAGGGAGGCAAGUGCAAGUCAGGGGAUCAAGACACUCAAAAGAUGAAAAGCAACUGACCACUGCAACUGUGCGACCCAAUAAUGUAGUCCAUCCGAUGAGGGCAAAAAGUGCUCCACAACUUCAUGAUGUUCCCACAAAACCAGUUCGACAAAUGCGGAACUCUCGAUCAUCUACGUCUGCACUUCCAAAUGAAAAGAAGACUAUUGACCCUCCAGACUACGCUGCACAUAUGCAGAAAACAAAGGAAAAGUCACGGAAACAGAGUGAAAAAUCAGACGAAAUAUAUUCCAAACCGCAGUCUCAAACAGACGCUGGGGCCAAUCCCAGUUUGGCUGACCGAAAGCGUGUUGAGGCAACAAUAAAAAGCUGGCAACAAGAAAAAAGACAAAGCUCUUCACAAUUCCAAAGACAGCCAGAUGUUAUUUAUGCCAGGAAACAAGAUGUCAAUGUGUAUGCUAAACCACCGCAGCAAAGCUUUCCUGAUGAAACAUCCAAACAGCAUGCAGAGUCACAUUAUGAGAAGCCAGUGAGGAAGACGAGUGAGAGUACUCAGAAAGCAGGAGGAAGAAGGAAAAAAGAUGAACCUCGGAGACACACUCUAUCCAAUGGCAUUGAUUAUAAUAUGCUGAAGCGCAUGAAGCAACUUGAACAAGAAAGGGACAUCUUUCUGCAGGGCUUAGAAGCUCUGGAGCUAGCAAGGGAUUGGUAUAGACAGCAGCUAGCUAGCAUCAGAGACAGGCAGGAGAGAAUCAACAAAGCACAAAUUGAUUUCACAGAGGACAUUGAUCACCAGGACAUGGUUGUAUACAGGACGACACGAAUCACAGAUCUUAACAGGCAACUCAGGGCACUCAUAGCUACCCCAGAAAAGGGCUUUCCUAACCACAUGAACCUUGCUAUUAACCAGUAUGGGAAGCCUACCGGUAUCCAGCAGGGCGACAUCGGUGCACCCCUCUUAGUUGGUAAACUCAAGCAACAGAACAAACAAUUAACAGAUGAGGUGUCUUCAAAGAGCGACCGGAUUUCCAAACUGGAGCAAGAAAAGGCUGCCCUCAUAAGGCAGCUGUUUGAAGCGAGGGGUCGAAACACCAACACCAACAGGGACCUACCUGAUAAUACGACAUUCCUGUGA